This is a messenger RNA of Manihot esculenta (cassava), 2589 nucleotides long. RefSeq lists its product as uncharacterized. The coding region runs from base 1 to 2589 and encodes 862 amino acids. Gene Ontology annotation, biological process: meristem development; meristem maintenance. Lineage: Eukaryota; Viridiplantae; Streptophyta; Magnoliopsida; Malpighiales; Euphorbiaceae. The record is from RefSeq and is a predicted model, not a curated record. The transcript is spliced from 6 exons.
AUGUCAUCCUCCAAAGAUUUUCGUGUGGCAUCAGCAUGCCAAUCAAGCAGAGGAAAGAGAAAAUAUAGUAGUCAUAACACUCUAAUAGACAAAUAUAUUGACCCAAACAAUUGUUCAUGGUAUGGUCACAAGCGAUGUUUUUCAAAUCAACCAAUCAAUGCUUGUUUGGAACAAGGUUUUGCUAACCAUAUAUUUGUCGGGUAUCAUUCCAAAAAAAUUUUUGAUUUUGGAAAUGCGACAAUUGCUCCUCGACAAGAUUGGCAACGUUUGUGGGAGAUUCGAUGCGAAUUGGAAGCUUAUUGUGGCUACCAUGAGUUGCCUAUUCCAAAAGCUACAUCGGCAGACAUGAACCGCAAUACAUGUGAAGAAGUUAAUAAGCUGAAGGAUCAACUACUUAAAGAAAUUAGGCUUAUGGAGAUGAGGCUAGAUAGAUAUCAUGCAGAACAAAGUGAAUUCCCAAGUGUAUACGACGAUAGUCAGUUAUCAUGUUCCAGCAAUUUCAACGUACACAGAAUGGACAACUCAAAUGAUAGUAGAUUAUUUAUUAACCCAGGACCACGUGAUCCUUCAUUGUUAUAUCUCCAAGCAUCUCAUAGGUCCCAAGUCGUGUGGGAUCAUCCACAAGAGGCCGGUGUAAUCACAUGCCGACGAUCAUCUACUGUAUUACACGGUCAUGAUAUUGAUGACAGGCUUAUCCCUUAUCUCCGUGCUAGUGGAUUUUAUGGAGCUGUUCGAUUAGGGUUCUUCCAUUUAGAUCACCACCUCAUAACAGCUUUGGUUGAGAGAUGGAGACCAGAAACACAUACUUUCAUGUUACCCCAUGGGGAGUGUACAGUUACACUUCAAGAUAUGGGUCUGAUAUCUGGAUUACCUAUUGAUGGCAAUGCUGUUACUGGGACUACAGGACAGCCUUGGCAAUUACAAUGUCAAGAUUUGCUUGGGUUGGUCCCGGAUCGUGAAGUUAUGAAGGGAAAUACUGUUGCACUCACCUGGUUGAGAGAUAACUUUGACCAAAUUCCAGAGUACGCUGAUGAUGUCACUAUCCAGAGGCAUGCUCGAGCUUUCCUAUUACGCCUAAUUGGUGGAUCGCUAUUCGUUGAUCGGUCUGCUCAUAGGGUCAAUGUAAUGUUUUUGCCACUACUCGCUGAUUUCAACACUUGUGGUCAAUAUAGUUGGGGUGCAGCCUGCCUUGCUUGGCUUUAUAAAGAGCUUUGCAGAGCAACAUCAUCACAAGUGCAGCAAGUUGGCGGGCCACUUCAUAUUUUACAGAUUUGGGCAUGGGACAGAAUCAAGACAAUAGCCCCUACCAUCUCCCAGAUACAUCCCCUUCCAGAUACACCGAUUGGCAGUCGGUGGAGUAAUGCAAGAAGUAUUACCGAAGUUACAACGCAUGUGUUGGUGCAACUUCGGUACCAACUUGACCGCAUGGAAGCCGAAGAGUUUAUAUGGGAGCCAUACUCUGAUGAUGUGGUGGACGCUAUGCCAGAUUACUGUCUACAGGGUAGACAAAUAUGGAGAUCGGUUGUUCCACUGAUUUGUUUUCAUAUUGUUGAGUGGCAUCAACCUGACAGGGUGCUGAGACAAUUUGGAUUUUCUCAACCCAUUCCACAACCACCACGUCAAACAGAUGAUAUGCAUUCAAUAAAAUUAACUUCUUCAGCUACCAACUGGAUGACCGAGAACCAACAUUGGAUUACGCUCUGGGAAUCAAGGCACCGACGGAUUGUGGCCAGCAAUACUAUGACACAGCCAUUACAUUACCAUUCACAGUAUAUGGAAUGGUACAGAAUGAUUGCACGUCGGUGGGUGUCUCAAAAGGGUGCAUCAAUCGGCGCUGUGGAGGAUGGUCUGGAGAACUGCCGCUUAUGGGCGAGUCAAGUUCGUCACCCAACAGUAGAUAAAAUUGGAAAUGCAGUUAAUUCAAUAUUUCAUGCACUUCGUUUGUUCGAUCGCAUUUCCCAAGUACCACCUCCACAGCCGGCGCCACCUUCCCAACCACUUCCGGAUGACGUACAUGACGCACCCUCCUCCUCCAGGAAUGCUCCACGACAACGUCGCCACACUACCAGGCCAUCAAGGGAGAUGGAAAUUCCACAGCCUACGCCAAAUCAAGGUGUAAUGCAGAUACCAUCACCAGUUGCAUUCCAUCCAUACGGCUCAUAUACAGAAUUGGGUCAAUCUUCACAAAUGCCAACUUAUGGAGACGAUUUUCAUAGUCAGUAUACAGGAUGGCCACCAGGGCCUUCUUCUAUGCCUUUUCAGUCGUUUACUCCAACUCCUUCCAAUUACGAUCAGACUGGAGGGGAAGGCAUGGCUAGCACGUCGUUCGACUUCUUCUCUCCUGGCAACCACAUACUCCAUCAGAGAGAUUUUGUUUUUGCAACUCAGGAUCCAGUUGUUGGGGAGAGUUCAAGACAUCGAUCUCAACCUCCUGAUUUAAAUAUAUCUAUGGCUGACGAUGAUGUUGGAAAUUCUCAAGAAACUCAACAGGAGCCAUCAUUUGACGGGCGUCGGUAUAACACAAGACGUCCUCAUGAGAGGAGACCAAGACAUUGUGGCACGGGCGGUCAUUUGCAUAGUCAUCAUUAG